Molecule: messenger RNA, 3024 nt
Organism: Marchantia polymorpha subsp. ruderalis
Lineage: Eukaryota; Viridiplantae; Streptophyta; Marchantiopsida; Marchantiales; Marchantiaceae
Source: the annotation of a GenBank genome assembly
GGAAGCCGGAGAAAGGAUCGGAGGGAGGCAUUGGAGGUCGGCGAAGAAUGGCACAUGGAUCCGGUACAGUACGCGACCGUGGGAGCGUCGCAGUUCAGUCGAGGAAACACAGUCAGUGACAAUAGUUACAGUGUGGGCAGCGGGCCGAGGCAACGGGUAAGAGCGUGGCGCAGAAUGUGUCCUGUGCUUCGCUCGGAUGCGCUUUCGUUCGUCGACGACGACGAACGACGAACGACGACGAAGGAGGCAGUGGGUGCGCGGAGGAACAGAGGAAUUUCGGGAGCGGUUGCAUUCAUUUGAAGCCGGAACAGGAAUAGUCAGUGCGGGAGAAGCAGGAUAAGGGUAGAUUUGGGGACUCGCAGCGAUUCUGGAGUGGAGAGGGAUUUUCGGUCCCUCGGGACGGGAAGAAAUCGAUCCGACAAUAAUUUAGGGCUGUUUGUUACAGGGAGUUCGACGUCUGUGGCUCGGGCUUUUUCGAAGGAUAUUCGACGAGUCUGGUUAGACUAGAAACACGAAGCUGGUGAGGUGGCGAAUAAAACAUUUUCGAACGCGUCGACCGAGUUCUCGUCGGAGGGAGCGGGGGACGAUCAGUUGGUUGCUGGAAGGAUCGUGAAUUUCUUCGGUUCAGAUUCGGGGGGUUUUUUGGGGGGCUUGAUUCUGGACGAGGUUCACGAGUUCUGAAAGUACUCGUGAGGAGCGGAAGCGCUGAAAUGAGGAAGAGGUCCUGAGGAGGGCCUGCCUGUGGUAGGGACCGGAGGCACUUCCUCCGGGGGGAAUUUCCCUCGUUUCGCUUCGUUGCCGUUGUUGCUGAAAAGGUGGCCGAUCCGAGGAAGCGAUGAGGGCAACAAAUGAGGACGAGGAAGAUGUUGAAGUUGAGGACGACGACGAAGAAGAGGAAGAGGAGGAGGAAGUUGAGGAAGAUGUAGAUAUUGACGAAGAGAUCAUAGAAGUGGAAGAAGAUUACAAUCAGCCCGAGGAGGAGGAAGAGGAGAAGGAUCUUUUUGAUUCUGAUGAUGAAGACUAUGCGAAGACGAAAGCCGUUAGUGCUUUGAAGCCUCCUCGACUACCUCCACCCAUAAGUUUUCCUAAGAGACAAGACUAUCAUGAAGCGUCUGGUGGUGGCGGUGGCGGAGGCGGUGGAGGGAGGCAUGGAGGUGGAAGACUUGGUGGUGGCAGAGGUGGAAGACACGGUGGUGAUAGGGGAGGAGACCGAGAUCGGUAUGGCGGAGGAGGUUAUGGAGGUGGGGGUGGGCCUCGUCACAUGAGGCACAAUAACUCCGGCGGAGGGGCACCUGGUGGAGGGCGGCGCUUCGUCAACGAAAAUCUUGUUGCCGAAAUGAAGCUCGGAGCUACAGGUCACAAUGAUGCUAAUUUGCGCAACAAAUGCCCCCAAGUUCAAGAGCCGUCUGAGCUCGCGUGCUAUAGCCGGAUGCGCGAUGGUAGCGUACACAUGGACGACCGGGGUCUGAGAAGAUUUCGUCAAGAUGUCUUGAAUGAGUACGGAGCCGACUUGAAUGAAGGCUUUGAAUCAUUUGUUGAGAAGACGGAAGAUAACGAUGGUUCUGGAUUUGGGGAUCUACUGGCUUGCCUGAGGAAGAACGGACCUCCUCUUGACAACAUUCACUUUGUGACGUUUCGCAACAACCUGAAUAAGAUUCUCGGGACUGCAUACAACAGGUCGGAUCCAUGGGAGAUGGGAGUCCACAAAAGGCGUAAUACCGUUUACCUCUUUGUGCGCAAAACCCCAGAGCACAAUCAGUCUGAACAACAACGGAAGUGUAGUUACUGGGGUUACUCCUUCGAGCGCCUGGCUACUGAACAGCGGAGUUCUUCAAAAUCCGCGAAUGGAGCUAGCAAGAGAGGAGCCAAUGAAGAAAUUGUGGUAGAUGCCAACGUGGAGUAUUGUGCAGUUAUCCGCACUAAGAUUGGUCCCCAUCGGUUCGUUAUGGGUGCGGAAAUGGAUUGUUAUGAUAUAGGUCGAGAUGGGAAGAAGACUUACAUCGAGUUGAAGACUAACCGUGAGCUCGACGCUCGCACCAUCGACAGGUUUGAGCGGGAGAAGCUUCUCAAAUUUUGGAUUCAAUCAUUCUUGGCAGGAGUGCCACGCAUAGUUUGCGGUUUCAGGGAUGACGACGGCAGGAUAGUGCGCACUGAAAUGAUGAGCACAAAAGAGAUAACCCAGAGAGUCAAAGUCAAGCAUUAUUGGGAGGGUGGUGUUUGCCUGGCAUUUGCCGACCAAGUCUUCUGUUGGCUGUAUGGCAGCGUGAAAGAAAAUGAAGACUACUUGCUACGGUUUCUACCCAAUGCAAACAGAUUGGAGCUACUUCGAUCAGAUUCCUGUCCCGAGGUUAUUACCAAGCAUUUGGAGGAACUACCGUAGUUUAGAGGCAUAACCUGUAGAACUAUGGAUAUCAGCUUUCGGCGUAGAGUUCGUUCCAUGGCCUGCUGUGACAGUACUGCUCGGCUCUUGGAAGUGUAUGAUAGAUUAGACGUCGAAAUGCAGUUUUUGACUGAGUAGAGUCGGGUCAGUGAAAGACACUGCCCCUUUUGCAAACGGUUACUGGAAAUUCAUCAGAUCAGUGCAUAUAUCAUGCAUAUGAGAGUUUGUAUUUUUACCAGCCAUUAAUAGUAUUCAACUACUAGAUUGUAGUUGACAGAUACCAUUAGUCCUAUCACCUCAUUGGCUUCAGUACUGCGUUCUUUAAGGCUGCGUACACGUAGGUUUUUUGCUAAAUAGGGUUGUAGUUGACUCACUCUAGGCUCGUUUGGUCAUUUGAGCAAUCGAUGAAGAGCACCUAUACAUGCUCUUCCCGUAAUUCAAAUGCUUGUUGAACAGGCGAAUUAUAUGAAAUAAGAGCUGUUCUGCUCUGUGAUAGAGGAUAUAUUUGAAGGGCAAGACUGUGCAAGAGCCAUUGAAAUUCUGUUGCAGCUUCUUUCCACCUCCUGGUCCCGUCAGUGACUGGUGGUUGAGCGCCGUUUUAGAGACUCAUCAAUUAACUGUCUUCUAAUUCCAGCUUCUCGGCC